AUGUUGAAAAUAUUUAAAUUAAGACGAUUAUGCAAAAGAAUAAAAAAACUUAACCGGACAUCGAAAGUGAAGUCGGUAACAAUAGUACUGACAAUGGCGAUAGUUUAUGCUUGUUUCUUUACAUUAAUUAUUUAUCAUAUUUACCACAUAACAUUUGCUCAACAUGAUCCCAAAAGAAAUGAAAUAAACCAGCGAAUAUUAAGAAACCUACAAAACUACGACACUCCCAUGAGGCAUAUACACAAUAAUGAAAUUUACAAAGAUUAUUAUACAAAUGAGGUGGAUUCUAUCGAAAUGGAAGAAACGAGACAAGAUAGGAAAAAAGUUUACAUGAAGGAUAGACGUGUGGGAAAUACGGACAAGAUGGCUUGGUACACGUCAUGCAAAACUUUAAGGAAUAAAGAAAAAUUCAGAUUAGAGAAUGAUUUUAUUAAUGUCCAGUGCUUUGACUAUGAUACACACAAUAAGUCCUAUCUCAUUUAUGAAGAUAAUUACAUAUUUUGUAAAAGAAUUACAUUACCUGACGCAAAGAAAAAUGUCAAUCAAGAUAAGUAUAACGUGCUAAUGAUUGGAAUGGAUUCAAUGUCCCUACCUCGUUUUGCUCAAACAAUGACCCGUACAAUCAAUUUCUUUAAAAGUCGUAACUGGCAAAGUUAUCGAGGAUACAACAAAGUAGGAGACAACAAAUUAUCGAAUUUAAUACCAGCAUUGACAGGAAAACAUUCCUCCGAAAUUUUUAAAAAUUGUCUUAGAAGAACGGAUAGAUGUAAUAAAUAUUUCCUUUGGAGUUUAUUCAAAAAAUCUGGAUACGUCACUGCAUAUGGAGAAGAUAAUUUAGAAUUGGAUGGAGAAGAUAAUUUAGAAUCGGAUACUUUCAGCAGAGAAUUCAGUUUUAGAAAAUCACCGACUGAUCAUUAUAUAAAACCAUUUUUUCUGAAUAGAGAGUAUUAUACAGACAAUCGUUCCAUUUUAUGUUGUGGUAAAACAACUUCCGGUAAGCAGAUACUGGAUUUUGCUUACGAUUUCGCUUUAACAUACAGAAACGACUCUUUCUUUGGUUUCUUUUGGAUAAAUUCUUUUAGUCACAACAUAAAUAGUCAUCCUCAAGAUGCAGACGUAUUAUUUGAGGACUUCUUUAAUAGACUUUUUUACACAGGAGUAUUAGACAAUACAUUUAUUGUGUUCAUAAGCGAUCAUGGAAUAAGAUUUGGUAAACCACGACUGCAGUUAGAGUCAUAUUACGACGAUAGAAUGCCUUUUCUUUUCUUUUGGAUCCCUAAUCAAUUCAGAAUAAGAUAUCCGGCAAAACUGAAAGGAAUUUUAAUCAAUCAGUUCAGAUUGAUAACGCCUUACGAUUUGUUCGCUACUCUUCAAGAUAUAAAUAACUUAGCUAACAAUAAAUCAGUUACAAACCGAGGUAACAUAAAAGGCAAUUAUGAAAAUAAGAUUGAAAGACAAAGCAUGUUUAAAAUUAUAAGUGAUAACAGGGCUUGCAAAGACGUCGGUAUUCAUGAAAAAUUCUGUACUUGCCACAAGCUGUAUCCUCUUGAUGUAGCGGACGCGGAAGGAAUUAAAAGUGUAAAAUAUGUAGUCUCCUACAUGAAAACAGCGUUAAAAACUAUUAAGACUAAACGUUGCUGGAGCUGUUCAAAUAUUACAAUACAAAAUAUAAGUAGAAUUCAUUUUUAUUUUGACAGUAACAAAAUUAAUUUGUACUAUGUGAUAGCUUUUUCUAUGAGUCCUAAGAAUACAUUUUACGAGGCGGUUGUCUUACGUAAUGAUACGAGAUUGGCUCUCGUAGGAAGCAUCAAUCUAAUUUCACAGUACGAUGGAUUUGGAAGCUGUACCAUGAAAAGAACAGACAAGAUUUUUUGCAUCUGCCAAAGAAUUUAUAAUUGUCGAAUAUCUAAUAAAUAAAUAGUACUGAAAUCCCUGAAUUGAAAUUUUAUAAAGCAAUGUUGGGCCUAUAAAAGUAAUAAUGAUUAUACGUAUAGCAUAGUAGUAUUGUACAGGGGCAUGCACAGAGAUUUGGGCUAUGAUAAGCAGAAUAUGUUCGGAAAAAAAAAUACCAAUUUUUAUCAUAAUUUCCUCCUCUCGGACAUUGAUAAUAAUGAGAGCUAAUACUUCCGCAAGUAUUCAUUUUAAUGAAACUAUUAUUUUUAAGGGGCGGUCGAGAUG
Danaus plexippus (monarch butterfly) is the source of this 2178-nucleotide messenger RNA. RefSeq lists its product as uncharacterized. NCBI's taxonomy places the organism in Eukaryota, Metazoa, Arthropoda, Insecta, Lepidoptera, Nymphalidae. The record is from RefSeq and is a predicted model, not a curated record. Bases 1 to 1917 code for a protein of 638 amino acids. The transcript is spliced from 5 exons.